AUGCCCGCUUUUGAGGAACACGAGCGGGAUUUCUAUGACUAUGAACAAGAGGCUAGCAGGUGUGGCUGUUUCCGAGUUUUCGAUUACAGACGGUGGCGACAGCACGAGGAGGAGGAUGAUAAUGAUGGAGGAGAAGGAUGGCUGAUGAACAAGUUGAGGAGGAUGAAGGAGGCUUUGGAAGUAAUUGCAAGGCCUAAAUGGAAGACGUUCAUUAGAAAGAUGAAUUGCAGAAAGCAAAACAACAGGUUUCAAUAUGAUGAACAUAGCUAUGCUCUUAAUUUCAACAAUGGCACUAUAGUGAAGAUGAAGACGACCUGGACUUCCCCCUAG
Messenger RNA from Neltuma alba, 330 nucleotides. RefSeq lists its product as uncharacterized. The transcript has a single exon. NCBI's taxonomy places the organism in Eukaryota, Viridiplantae, Streptophyta, Magnoliopsida, Fabales, Fabaceae. Bases 1 to 330 code for a protein of 109 amino acids. The record is from RefSeq and is a predicted model, not a curated record.